AUGGCUGAAGAAGCGCAGACUGACUACUCGCUCAACAACCCCGACACCCUCACGAAGUACAAGCAAGCAGCUCAGAUAUCCCACAAGGCCCUUGAGUUCGUGACCGGACUGUGUAUCGAGGGCGCAAAGAUCGUCGACGUCUGCGAGCGGGGAGACAAGUUCCUGGAGGACGAGAUUGCAAAGGUGUACAAGGGCAAGAAGAUCAGCAAGGGCUUCGGACACCCGACUACGGUGUCACCAACCUCUUAUGUCACGCCAUACACGCCGCUCAAGACGGAUGCAGAGGAGGCUGCGGUUGAGCUGAAGCCCGCGGAGAUCGUCAAGAUCCAGCUCGGUGCUCAGAUCGAUGGCUUCUGCGCCAUAGUGUGCGACACUAUCGUCGUUCCGUCGGAGAAGAACGAGGAUGACAAGCAUCCCGGCAGAGAAGCGGAGCUGCUACUGGCAACGCACUGGGCGAACGAGCUACUGCUGCGGUUGAUGCUACCUCCGGGUACUUUGGUCACAGGCACCGAUGACGAGAAGAACAAGGCAGCAGCGCAGAAGCCAUACACCCAGGCCAAGAUCAAUCAGUUGCUGGAGAAGGUUGUGAAGAGCUAUGACUGUAGCCUUGUUGAGAACACAACCUGCUGGUUGUUCGACCGUAACGAGAUUGAGGGCAAGAAGAAGUUGAUUCUGGCUCCGGGCGAGGGCGUCAAAGGCGAAGGACUGCCAGAGAUCGGGGAGGUGUGGGGUGUAGAAAUGGGCGUCAGCCUGGGUACCGGAAAAGUAAAGACGCUCAACAACCGACCGACUCUACAUCGCCGUACUACGACAACAUACGGCUUGAAGAGACCAAGCUCCCGGGCCACCCUGUCGGAGGUCGUUAAGAAGUUCGGCACGUUUCCUUUCAGUUUACGACAGCUGGAAGAUGAACGCGCUGCGAAGGUCGGUGUGGUCGAAUGCGUGCGAGGGAAUGUGCUGCGCCAGUACGAGGUGGUCGGAGACAAGGACAACGCCCCCGUGGCAAGAGUGUUCUCCACUGUCUCAAUUACCAAGAAUGGCAUAACCCGUUUAGCCGCACCUCCAAGCCCUGACUUGGAGCAGUACAAGACAGACAAGAAGAUCACGGACGAGGAGGUCCUGAAGAUUCUUGAGCAGCCGAUCGCCAAGAAUACCGGAGCAAAGAGCAAAAACAAGAAGAAGAAGAAGAAGUCCGCGAAGAAGGCAGAUGAGGAGGAAGAGGCCGAGAGCAGUGAGGAAGAGUAG
Coniosporium apollinis CBS 100218 is the source of this 1245-nucleotide messenger RNA. Its product is annotated as methionyl aminopeptidase. The transcript has 3 exons. The record is from RefSeq and is a predicted model, not a curated record. Bases 1 to 1245 code for a protein of 414 amino acids. NCBI's taxonomy places the organism in Eukaryota, Fungi, Ascomycota, Dothideomycetes.